Peniophora sp. CBMAI 1063 is the source of this 2733-nucleotide messenger RNA. The record is from the annotation of a GenBank genome assembly. Lineage: Eukaryota; Fungi; Basidiomycota; Agaricomycetes; Russulales; Peniophoraceae.
AUGAGCAAGGCCUCGCGUCCAUCCGGUGGAUCGGCACCAGCACCGAACGCGCUCGCGCCGCCACAGCCUCCAGCGCCCACAGCACCUGCGGCUGGUCGUACCAACAUGGGCCCACCCCCUGUGCCCGCCAGUGCGACUAGCUCUGCGCCCGUGGCGAGGCCGAAGCGGGCUCUGCCCAAGUUCAACAAGAAGAAAAGCCCAACCGAGCCCGCAGCCACACCCGUGCAGGCGCCGAACGCCACAGCCUCAGCUUCGACUCACUCUGCGGCGUCGAGCUCCAACGGCUCUGGUCCUAAUCCCUCCCACCCGGUCGCUGAACCACAGCCUCGGCCCAGGCAGUCUAUACCGCCCGGGUACACGCACGCGACCGAGUGGGAGGAUUCCAUCAUCUUCGCAUACGACACACAGUACCUCCCGCCGUAUCCCGGCAAAGAAGUCUUCGCGGGCGAGGUUGCCGACGACGGGCUAUUCCAUCGAUUCGAAUACAUUCGGCAACCCACACCGUACGACGAGAGCUCCCCGCAAAUGCUCUUUGCACGCGUGCCGCGGCCCGGACGCGAGGAUGCCGACGAAUUUCGAGCGGCUUGGCCGGAGGACUGGGAUGAGGAGAGGUUGUUGCCGGUUGCUGUCCAGCGGGAGCUGCGGCAGAAGAGGGGGGAGGAGGAUAUGUCGGAGGAGCUGAUAAAGGUCGGAUACUUCUCGCGCCAGAAGACCCACGAUGUGGAGAGAAUGCGUGUGCACGACCUCAAGGACGAUUACGAGGAGGCCGUCAGCCUUGUACGGGAAGUGCUCCGCCGGGACAAGUUGAAGGAGGACGACGUUGCAUUACGGGCCAUCCAGAAGAUGCGGCUCCCGGACACAAUCGUCUCGACGAUGUGGAAGUCCUGGGGGCGUAUGCACUUUUUCGGUCUCCUUACGAGCAGCGAAUACGAGACGUGCCACCGCGUCUAUCAACGUUGUGCUCUCGAGAUAGACGCGUGGCUCGACAUGAUCGCCGCGUUCCUCGAGCCCGUCGUUCGUGAACGCCCAAACCACUGCCUCUUCCGCCGACUCAGUCUCGGGCCGUCCCCUCGCCGAGGCGCUAUCUUCGCGGGCGAGGAUAUCAUAACGUAUCACGCGCUUUAUCGAAAGCUACGUGCGCCUACAUACGUCAACAUCGCGCGCGAGGAUCUGGACCCCGGCGUUCUUGCUGGCGUCAAGCUCAGCAAGCCUGAUCGGCUACGUUGCUCGGACAAGAUCAAUAUCAAGCUGUCUACGAUCCGCCAAAAGACGCUUCCCUUCUCCUGGUACCCGCCCCUGCAUGCGCGAUGGGAUGUGUUCGAGCUUCAGGCGCGCGGGUACGCGCCUCGUGAAGAGUCCGAGGAUACCUUUCAACCAGCUGAUGUGGUGGAGGCUCGUAAGCGCAAGAGCGAUCACAUCGAGCAGCACAAUAAACGCAUCAAGCUGGCGCGGGAGGUUCAGGAAGAGCGCCGAGACGAUAAGUUCCAUCGCAGGCAACGCGAUGUCGGCACGUCGCGUGAGAGAUACGCACUAUACGCCAGUGUAUCGCCCGCAUUCCGCCGCCAGUUCGACCGGCUGGCGAAACCCCGACAAAAGUGGCUCCCCACCGUCUAUGCGCCGUACUCGCUCGCGGAGGGCCAGGUCCUAUCGCAUGCUAGACUCAGCGUGGUGGACGGCCAGGGUGAAGGUUCCUUAUGGACCUUCCUGCCUCCAGUUCACCUCAUCGCUAGCGACGACCCGCUUCGGACAGCGCGCAUUCUCGUGAACGUCGUGCACACAUUACCGAUCCUCCUGCUUCGCAUCAAGUUCGGGCGCACCGACAAGCGCUACACGCGUUUUGGUUCGAGGGGCUGGCGCAAGUUCGGCGCUAAGGUGGUGGCGAAGGAGGACUUUUGGGCGGAGGGCGGCGGCAAGAUCAAUAAGCACACGCUAUUGGCUGGUCGCGAAUUCGAGCGCCUACGCAAGUUGCCCGAAGCGCAACGCCCGUGGGGCAAGCUACCUUGUGGGCACGAAGCAACAGUCGAAUUGCUGCACAAGGACGAGCAGCUUCAAGCGAGCCUGUGCUACUCGAUCAACCAGUGGCAGGUGCUCUUCGUCUUGUGCAGCAUGGCGACGCGGGAGAGCCUGGACGCGGCCGGCAUCCCCGAGCUCAGCGAUGACGGCGGAACACAUCGCACGCCCGACUUCAUGGACCUCGACCGCGACAACAGCCACCCGGCGCUCAAUGCUGCGCGGGACGUCGCCAUGCUCCGACGCCCGAUCAACGAAGACGGGUGGCCGGCACUGUGGGCGCCUGAUACGCUCAACGUCAAUGACCGGCGCCGAUGGUUGAAGGCAUUCGCGAAGUUGCUCGCCGCGGCGAAGGGCCGCGAACAACUAGAUGCGUACAUGCGCAAGCGCACCCACGAGGCACAGGCCUGGGAUGCGUGGGCAUUGGGCAAUCUCUUGCGCGACGUCAACCCGUUCCAGCCGCUCACGCCGGAACGGGAGGAGUCGCUCGAGGACCACCUGAUGCUGCGCUACAUGCUCACAUCACUCAGCUCGUUGAAGCAGUGGCCCAUCGAGUUCCUCGAUCGUCCACGCGGCGACUUUCACCAGUGUGGCUUGUGUCGCGAGGAGGAACGCAAGAAGCGCGAGGAAGAGCGUGGGGCGCCGGGAGAGGAGGGAAUGACGGAGAGGUUCGAGGAAGAGUGGGAUCUCAUGGGCGAGCAAGAACUCGAAGACGAGGAUUAG